Cinara cedri is the source of this 2464-nucleotide messenger RNA. Lineage: Eukaryota; Metazoa; Arthropoda; Insecta; Hemiptera; Aphididae. The record is from the annotation of a GenBank genome assembly.
GCUUUAUUUAAGUUUAGGUUUAAAAUUAGAGAAAAUACAUAGGAUAAUAGAAUUUGAUCAAAAAGAUUGGCUGAAAAAAUAUAUAGAAUUCAACACAAAUCUUCGUGCAAAAACAGAUAAUGAAUUUGAAAAAGAUUAUUAUAAGUUAAUGAACAACAGUGUAUUUGGUAGGACUAUAAUGAACACAAGGAACUAUAAAGAUAUGAAAUUAAUUAAUGAAGAAAAAAAAUAGAAAAAUGGGUUGCUAAACCAAAUUUUGAUUGAGCAACUAUGUUUACAGAAAACUUAGUAGCUGUACAUAUGAAAAAAACUAUGGUUGAAUCGAAACAACCAAUUAUUUAUGUUUUUUAUUUAGGAAUGUGUAUUUUAGAUUUAUCUAAAACUUGAAUGUAUGAUUUUUAUUAUAACGUAUUGAAAAAAAAAAAAAUGAAAAAAAUAUCAGAUUAUUAUACACAGACACAGAUUCUUUAAUAGUAGAAAUUUCAACUGAAGAUUUUUAUACAGAUGUAAAAAACAAUAAACAACUUUUAAAUGAAUGUGAUUUUUCAGAUUAUCCUAAGAAUAAUAAAUAUGGAAUACCACAAAUAAAUAAAAAAGUUCCAGGUAAGUUUAAAGAUGAGCUUAAUGGGCAAAUAAUAACUGAAUUUGUUGGGUUAAGAUCUAAAUUAUAUUCAUUUCAAGUAUUUGAAAAUGAAACAGAAAUUAAAAAAGCAAAAGGCGUGAAAAAACCUAUAGUUAAAAAUGAAUUAUGUUUUAAUGAUUUUUAUUACUGUUUAAAAAGUAAAAAUCCAAAAUAUGUAAAACAGAACAUUUUUAGAACAGAUAAACAUGAAAUAUAUACUGUUGAACAAAACAAAAAAGCUCUUAGUGCAUACGAUGAUAAAAGAUAUAUUCUAGAUAAUGGUAUAAAUACUUUAGCAUGGGGGCAUUAUUUAACAAACAUAGAAAGAGAAAAUUUCAGAGAAUACCUUGAUAAUUUAAUAAAAACAAAUAGUAAAAAAGAAUGAUAAUUUUAAUAUAAAUUAUUUUUGAGAAAUAAUCUAUUUCACGCGUGAUGCGUAAUAUAUUAUAUUAUUUAUUUUUGUUAAAGAGAACUGUUCUUAGUGCAAUGUUUACAUAAAUUGUUUUUAAAGUGAAAAAUAUAAUGAAAAUAAAAGAAAUAAGGAAAAAAUUUUCAAUAGUUUUCUCAAUCCAAUCAUAUACACGGAGGCCACCGAUUUUCCUAUCACACUUUUUUCAUAUAUUAUUCUGUUUUCAUCUACCCCUACUAAAUCUUAAACGAUCUUUUAGAAUAUGUUAUCAAAUUUUAACUAGAGUGAUUAGUAAGAAAUUUUGGAUUCUACUGGAUCGAUUAACUUCAAAUUUUAUAUAUACCUUUAAAAUAUAACCUUUGUUAACAUAUAGACAUUUGGUAAAAUUCUAAAAGAUAGGGAUUUUUUAAUUUAUUUUUUUUAAUAUUAUUUUUUUAUUUUAUGCACAUAAAAAAGACAGGAAAUAAAAACAAUGUAAAUAUAGAUCGGAACAUUAGUUUUUAAAGUGAAAAAUAUCAAGCUGCGCCAGAACCGCAUAUUUAUACUACUAGUGUUAAAUGAACAUUUAAAUAUAAUUAUUAAUAAAAGUGAAAAUAUUCACUUAAAAUAACUUAAAGGAAGAGGUAAUUUUGUAACUUUUCUUAGCUAUUAUUCCAUUGGCAAUAUCACCUCAACAAUUUCGUUAAAAAUUCAAAUAAUAUCUGAGCAAAUCUCAACAGCUGGUAUGUUUUCGGUCUAUUAUUCUUUGCUAUGUUUUCAAUAGAAAAAUUAAGGAAAAAUGAAUAGCUGUUAAAUGUUGUAUAGAAUCUUCUGGAAAAGGUAUGAUGGAAUUUUUAAAAAGUGCUAUGAAUGAAGUUAAUAUUGAUACAUCAAACUGCAUUUCUAACACAACUGACGGAGCAGCAAAUAUGCGAUGUACUUAUAAUGGUUUCACUUCAUGGCUAAGUAGUGUAGCUCCAAAACAAAUCCAUGUCUGAUGUUUUAGUCACAUACUAAACUAAGUAAUUUGUGAUGCUACUAAGAAUCCAGUAAUGAUAGUCAACUUUUUAUCUCUAAUCAAUGGAUGUGCAAUUUUCUUCAAAGAGUCAUAUAAGCGAAUUAAUGUAUGGAGAAAUAUAAGUGAAAAAAAUAAUGAAAACAUUCAUCAUAAGCGUUUACAACUAAUUGGAGAUACAAGGUGGACAUUGAAACAAACUGCAGUAAAUAGGAUUUUUGGUAUGUAUGGAAUGUAUGAUGAAGCCAUGUACCCUGAUUUAAUUAUUGCACUUACUAAAAUCUGUUCGAAAGAAUCAUUUACACCAGACAUUCGAACAAAAGCAUCUAACCUAUUGAAAGCGUUAUUAAAAUAUGAAAAAAUUAUUAUCGCAUAUAUAUUUAUAAAGACUUUUUCUAUCAGUGGCCCAAUAUCAAUAUACUUACAGACUAGUGGAUAG